This is a messenger RNA of Armigeres subalbatus, 3390 nucleotides long. Its product is annotated as zinc finger protein 62 homolog. Gene Ontology annotation, molecular function: DNA-binding transcription factor activity, RNA polymerase II-specific; zinc ion binding; RNA polymerase II cis-regulatory region sequence-specific DNA binding. Gene Ontology annotation, cellular component: nucleus. The transcript is spliced from 12 exons. Lineage: Eukaryota; Metazoa; Arthropoda; Insecta; Diptera; Culicidae. Bases 138 to 3182 code for a protein of 1014 amino acids. The record is from RefSeq and is a predicted model, not a curated record. Gene Ontology annotation, biological process: regulation of DNA-templated transcription.
UAGUUCCUUCAAAAAGUGUCGAAAGUCGAGUGUCGAGUGUCAGUGAAAUUGAAUUAUUGAAUAAUUUCAUUAUUCUGAUGAAUUAUCGGAAUAAUAGAGAGAUUAUAAGUUGAAAUAGUUUAUAAAACCUGAAGAAUAUGUCUGUUUCCAAUGAAGAAGCAGAUAUUCCUAAAAGCAUUCAGCAACUUUGUCGCUUAUGUUUGGGCGAUGAAUCGCUGGAAGAUAUCUUCAAGCAAGAGGAGGAUCUCCACGAGUGGAUUUUGGAUUUUCUUUCGAUAACGGUGUGCGUUGAUGAUAAACUGAGCAAGUCGAUUUGCUUCUGCUGCCGGACGCGGUUGCACGAGUUCCGAAGCUUCCAGCAGCAGUGUUUGGAAGUUCAGGACGUAUUGAAAGGUGAAAUUACAUCGAUUCUCGAUGAGAAUGCAUUAAAACUUAUUGUUACGGACGCUGCACAUGCAGAUGUGACUCACGGAGAGGGGGUUUCUGCGGAUUGGGAUGAAGUCUCGGAGAUCAAGGAAGAAGCAUUAUGCGAAGAGUUAUAUGGCCAUGAGACGGUUCAGGAUCUUCCGGAAAAAACAACCGAAUGGCAAGGAGAAGCUACUGGUGUUCCUGUUGUGAUUGACGAAACAGAAGAUUUUCACACUGAGGCAGUUUCUGGAUUGGGAGUUGGAUUGGUUUCAGGAAUGCAAGUUGAAGAGGCUAUCAAUCAACCGAUGGAAGAUAGUAUGAACAAUACGGCUAUUUCAUCGAAAGCUAAGCAAGAAAGCAAUCCAUCACAAUCUACGUACUGUGGGAAAAUAUCAGAAACCCAGAUGAAGAUUUACAGUCUCCGAAGAAUAUAUAUAAAAAAACGUUUUUGUCCAUUUUGCGAUAAAUCGUUCAACAGAUUAUCGCUUUUUAACAAACAUGUGAUUAAGCACAAAAAGGGACAAACGAAAAUAACUGCGAUUCCGGAUGAGAAAAUCCAGGUGAACAACCCAAAUGAAGAGACGGAAGUUGUAAAACAAGUCGACGAAAUAAAGGUCGAGGUGAUCAACUUAGAUGAGGAGACCGAAGAAGAGCUCGAAAAGGGCGAUGUUGUUUCUGUUGAGCCAAUGCAGGUUGAAUCUGAAACUACUCCAAUUUCAAAUGACGUAGUCGAGUCGAUAAAAGUCGAAGAACUGAUAAUAGAAGACGUGGACAUAGAUGAAGACACCAGUCCCCAGUCUUCACUGAUCGGUGACGAAUCUUUCGCGCCUGUGGAAGAAGAGGUUGGCAGAAAAAGUCUAGCAGACCAGAACACGAGAGAAAGUGAACUGCUAUGCGGUCAAUGUAACAGACAGUUUUUGUCAAAAAAGCAGUACCAGAUUCAUACGUUUUACGUGCAUGAGCCUUUCAUUUGCUCUGUUUGUAACAAGGGUUUCGUUUCACUGGGCCGCUUGGCGAUACAUCGAAAGUUUCAUAAAAGUAAAGUCGUUAUCGAUAAAACCAAGAGCGAGCUGGCAACAUGUGGGCAAAUUGCACGAAGUCGCGGUUUGCUAGAAAAAUUUGAAGCCACUACUCAAAUGGAACUUGCGAAGGUAUUCAACGCCAAUGAACAGUCAAAUAAUUGCGAUUUGGAACAAACAACAGAUGAACAAAGUGCGAUUGAAGAAUUGCAAGCCCCCAUUCCAUCGGUUAAUGUGAAAGUUUUCAAUCCCAAGCAAGGGCCAGCUAAAUUCAAACUGCGUCUCAAGAGCCUUGAGAGCAACCGUUAUCUGCGGAGCCGUGCAAGAAUUCUACAUGGAUCAAAAAAAUAUAAAUGCUCCAUUUGCAGAAAAAAGUUUAAUACGACGCGACGCAUGUGUGCACAUAUGUUGAUCCAUACAAGAAAAAACAAACGUUUGCUCCGACCGAUCGAGAAAAAAUUUGACUUAUCGAUUCACGGACCAAGGAUUUACCUGUGUCCCAUUUGUAGGAAAACAUUCAUACGCCUUCGGCAAAUGGCAGAUCAUAUGAAAGCUCAUCGGAACAGCGAAGAUCAUGUUAAACGAAAGGGAGAGAAGCAGCAUGUGGAGGCCAAACAGGUGCACGGCGAUCUAACUUCCACAAACUCACAGUGCCCUAAGGAAACCGCUACCAGAAAUCAGCUGAUCGAUCAUCGUAUUGUGGAUCAGAGUGCGCAAAAGAACACUAGCCCAGUUGAUGAAAUACCGACUCUAUCGCAUCGAGGCGUGGAAAUGCAACUUGUGGCUCAAACUUUGCCACAGGCCAUAGAUACAAGCCGCACUGAAGCUUCUAAGUUCACAUGCCCAUUGAUCCGUUGUGGUUUGAAAUGUAAGACAAUCAAUGAUUUGAAGCAACACUUGGAAACCCAUGAACCAUACUGUGGAAAAUUAUUUGUGUGCUCUCUUUGCGAAUGCCGUGUCCUGUCGAAAUCCAAGAUGGACGAGCACAUGGAAUGGCAUAGGCGAAAAGAAGAGCUUGGAAGGACUACCCAGCAAAAACGGAACAAUGAAUGCCAGGAAGAUGAAGUGAUUUGUCUAGAGGACGAUGACGAUGACAUCAUAGAACAGCCCGGUGUCGCAGAAAAGGUCGAAAAGACGAACUCUAAUCUCAGUAUUACGAAACCAAUCAUCCGGGCAGUGCGAUAUGGUACCGUGCAAGAUGCGGAUGGUCGUCUAAAGAGAGGCUGCGAGGCGAUUCAGAGAGAGACCUGUACUAUUUGCGCAAAAGAAAUUCAAGCAUCUCUGAUGGAAGGACACUUGAAUAGACAUGCAGGUGUACGACCCUAUAAAUGUGAGAGAGGAUGCGUUGACUUAAAUUUUUACUGUCAGUUAUUGCUGACAACACACUACACACGUGUACACGGGAACACACCAACUGAAUGCGACAUUUGCCACAAAGUUUACCCAUCUAAGCUCCGGAUGAAAUCGCACCAAAAAGAAGUCCAUCAAAAGAUCCAUGUGUGCAUGAACUGCCCUCAGAUUUUUGACUCGAGCGCCAGUCUUUUGAGGCACAUCGAAACGGCUAACCAUGCGAAACGAUACCCGUGUAAGAAGUGUAAUGCCUCGUUUGAUCGACAGCACCAGUUGACUAAGCACAUAAGAACAAAAAGGCAUUAUGAUAUUGAUCAGUCGUCAACGGUGCAAAUGGAGGAUUCUAUUGAGGUGGAAGAGGUGAAGGUCGAGACACAGGAUGAGGAGAUUGUAGAUGUCUCGUGAUACACCGUGAUUGAAAGGUAAGUUUAGAUGAAAUAUCACAUCGGCAUUUAUACGUUAGCUUCCAUAUAUGUCAUCGUUAAAAAACAGAUUCACAACUAAGUUGUGUCAUGCACUGAUAUACAAAGUAAUAUAAUAAAACUUCGUAGAAAUAUGAAGAUAUUUGACAUACGUAAGAAUAAACAAAUAAAUAAAACGAUUGCACCAAUUA